AUGCACCAGUCAUUCUUUGCUGCGGCUUUGUGCCUUACACUCUUUACCAUCUGCGCCAAUGCCAGAGCCCAUGAGCGGCUACCCGAGGUCGGGCUACAAAUGCAGAAUGAUCAUGCCAUACAGGAACGAUCCUUAGAGAUGUCCGGAGUGCUAGAUUGGGUUGCUCGCGUGUUUCGGAAGGAUGUCAUAAGACGAGAAGAUCCGUGCCCUGCAAUCCCCGAGGAUCAGGACUCGUACUAUAAUUUCACAUUGGCGCAACCGGACGAACCAGAUUUCUGUCGCCUCUACAUGGACUACCCGAACCAGACUGCAACUGUUGACCACACGCCGACAAGUACCUACUACAGCUUGACGACCAGAACGGUCACGACAACUAGGAACAUCUAUACAACUCCCCACACGACUACAACGGUGACGGAGACCGAGACAAACGGCAUGAAGGCCAAACGUGAAGCACAUGCUCAAAUCACUGCUCGUUCGGAUGCAAAACAAGUGCUGAUCGAUUACACUUUCGACAUGUUCCGACGGCAGCAUGGCAUGCCGAGUAGCGACAACAGCAGCAGUACUAAUGACACUAAGUCAUCUUUGUCGUCUAUGUCCUCCGCCUUCAGCAGUGCUUGUAGUUGUAUGUACUACGUUGGUCCGACUGUUGCAACAGAGACUUUUACGGAUCAAGCAGUUGUCGUGACCAAGCAAGGCGUCAUUCAACCGACAACGACCACCACAAUUGUACAUACUGCACAACCAGUAGUUGCCACUGACACUGUAGUCACGCUGGCUGCCAGUCCGGCAAGCAUCACGAACAGCGCAAGUGCAUCAUCCACGACCAGCAACUCUGUAGAUCUUGCCACGCCAACCUCGCCUGCCUUUAUUUGUCCGGACGACGAUGGUCAAGUUAUCAGCCAGAUGAUGGAUGCUCAACGUUUCGACUACCAGGUCGACUGCUCGACAGAUCUUACCUCUUCGGUAUUUUAUGGCGCCUUAUCUUAUGGUUCUUUCGGCCAAUGCGUUGGUGCUUGCUCGUCCGCUGAUGCAUAUUUUCUGUCACCUGUGUGCCAGGGUGCUUCUUACUACAAUUCGCCAAACCAGGAUGGCUACAAUUGUUUCCUGAAGACUUCCGGCAAUGGUAGUGAACCCAUGAUAGGUGUCGACUCCGCUGUGCUACUGAGGAUCGUCCGAGGUGUGUCAUCUGAAAACAAAGCCGGCACAACAACCGAUGCGGCCUUCGCUACGGAGACCCCUACCCAGGACCCCAGUCAACUCAGCUCUUCCUUCUCGUCGCUGUUGGGCAGCAGCACAUCAAGCAUGCCCGUAAUCACGCCUGGACCUCAGAUGCCAGUCAGUGGCCUUCUCGUCAACGGACCUACCAUUUAUUCCACGUACGUGACCAACGGUAGCACCUUCUCAAGUGGCACGGCCUACUCUACCUACUAUACGAGUAACGGCGUGUGGUAUUCGUCUUACUAUACUUCCUACACAGUCGAGUGGGCCUCAGCCACGACCGAGUAUGCCAUAACGCCAGAGCAGACAGGCGUCUCUCAAGUCAACAGCAGCUCUUCGUCGCAGCAAGAUUCUGGCAAUGGUGGCUAUACAACUGUCACUACUCACAAUACCACGUCGUACAAUUCUACUGGCGACUAUACCAUGUCUGUCACCACUACACAGAGUUACGCAGACAAUGGCACCGAGACCUACUCCUCCGCAACCACGGCUUACUACAGCCAUGUCACGGGUACAGCUGAGGCAGCUAGCGGCUCUGCAUCAAACGGUACCAUCAGCUCAAAAUCUGCUGAGACCACCUCGAUAUUCGUCACUUCGACCCAGACAAUCAUCUCUAAUUCCGCUGGUUCGGGUGCUGCAUCUGGAGGAGCAGCCUCUGGGGCAAUUCCGACUGCUGCACCAUCAACUUCUGCGACUGUGAUAAUCAAUAGCUCUGGCUUUGCAGUGAGCUCGGGCUAUCUAAUAUCCGGUCAAGCCAGUGGCGCAAGUGGAGCUGCCAACGGCUCCGCCUACACGAUUCCGGCAAGCACAACUGUAGUCGGUACAGCCAUCAAAUCCAGCGGCUUCGGCUCAGCUUCUGGCUCUGUGGCGUCGGGAUCCAUCACCAGUACUCCGGCAAGUACCUCGGCGGUAACGAUCAUUAUUGAUUCUUCUGGCUCCGGCUUUGUGUCUGGAGUCGUCGCUUCUGGGUCGAUCACGAGCUCGCCUGCUUCUAGCUCGACCGAGAUCAUCGUUAUCACAAAUUCCACAGGUUAUGGUUCCGCGUCUGGCAUUGCGGCUUCUGGUUCAAUCACAGCUUCGCCUGCUAGUUCGUCGGAAGUAACAGUCAUGGUCAAUUCGACGAGUUUCGGCUCAGCAUCUGGAUUUGUGGCCUCCGGCUCUAUCGCGAGUCUUCCUGUCAGUACUUCGGAAGUCUUGACCGUUGUCAACUCGACUGGUUAUGGCUUAGCAUCAGGCUUUGUGGCAUCUGGCGCCGUCACUAGUUUGUCGGUCAGCACUUCGGAGGUGACUAUGAUUGUGAGUUCCACAAAUUUCGGCUCAGCUUCUGGCUUCGUCGCUUCUGGUUCUGUCACGAGCAUUCCAGCCAGCACAUCCAUCACAGUCAUAUUGAGCACUGGCGGAACAGGUUACGUCUCUGGUGCUGUAGCGUCUGGUUCAGUCACUGGUACAGGGGCAAUGUCUGGUACUGCGGCAUCCGGCUCGAAUUUAGGUUCCAGCUCACCAGUAUCAAGCACUAACGCUCCUCGGUUUGGUUCUGCUUCGCCAAGCCCAUCUUCAAAUAUCACCACUCCAGGUGGCACGUCUCCAUCCUCUACCUCUGGAGCGCCACGGUCUGGUACUGCUCCACCACCAGAGUCAGGAAACAGCACUGUCCCGGCCGGCACAUCUCCAGUAUCUACCACCAAGGCACCACGAUCUGGCACCGCCUCACCAUCAACGUCAGAGAAUAGUACGGCGCUGACAGGCACGUCACCCGUAUCAAGCACUAAUGCGCCACGCCUAGGCACCGCUGUCCCACCAACAGCACCACUCGGUACAGCACCGCUUGCGACUGGUCCAAGUCCAUACAGCACACCAGCCGGCAAUCGUAACGGGACUCUUGCUCCUCCAAUAGCGACAGCUCCAUCACAAUACCUGCCGAGCAACGACACUGUGCCCGCGCCAACUGGUACUGCACCACCUGAGGCGCCGCUUGGCAUUCCACCUCACUAUCACGGACCGCCGAUCUACUUGUCGGCUGCCAGCAGCGGCGCGCCUUCUUUCACAACAAACGACACAACGUCGCCCAGUACAGGCAGUCCGCUUCCGAGCACUUCUGGUGACCUGCGCAGUGGAAGUCAAUCUCCCAGCGUGCCAUUGCAGACAGCGCCGGCAAGCAGUGGAGCUCCAAUGCCCUCCUACAACGGUACUACUGCUCCCAUACCGACAGCUCCAGCAAGCUACAGCUUCCCAACAGCACCUCCGUCCUGCACAAACGCAACACUCGCCACAACAACCAUGUUCGUCACUACAACGGAGUUUGGCUGCUAUGCCUCCUGUCCAGUAUUACCCAACUACGGCGGCCCUCAGUCCUUUGGGGCCCCGGUCUUCAACCACCCACCUCUGCAAACAGGAACAUGGUCGGGAUGA
Messenger RNA from Recurvomyces mirabilis, 3630 nucleotides. RefSeq lists its product as uncharacterized. Bases 1 to 3630 code for a protein of 1209 amino acids. The record is from RefSeq and is a predicted model, not a curated record. The transcript is spliced from 4 exons. Lineage: Eukaryota; Fungi; Ascomycota; Dothideomycetes; Mycosphaerellales; Teratosphaeriaceae.